This is a messenger RNA of Rotaria sp. Silwood1, 2763 nucleotides long. NCBI's taxonomy places the organism in Eukaryota, Metazoa, Rotifera, Eurotatoria, Philodinida, Philodinidae. The record is from the annotation of a GenBank genome assembly.
AUGGUAUCUUCAAAUUUAGAAAUACCUGUAUUUUAUCCUACAUAUGAUGAAUUUAAAGAUUUUUCAACGUUUGUUUCUUCAAUUGAAGCACGUGGUGCACAUAAAAUUGGUUUAGCAAAAAUUGUUCCACCUAAAGAAUGGACAGCACGUAAAAUGGGUUAUAAACAAAAACAAAUCUAUGAAACAUUAGUAGAAAAUCCUAUAAGACAAGAAAUACAUGGAAAAGAUGGAGUUUAUUCUGUAUUUAAUAUUCAACAACCAUCAAUAAAAUUAAGUUCAUUUCAAAAAUUAACAUCAUCAAAUCGAUAUGCACCACCAAUAUCAAUUUCGAAUGAUUUAGAAAAAUUAGAAAAAAAAUAUUGGCAAAAUUUAACUUCAAAUGCAGCAAUAUACGGAGCCGAUGUUAGUGGUUCAUUUUAUGAUGAAAAUCAAACAAUUUGGAAUAUUAAUCAUUUAGGAACAAUUCUUGAUGAUAUUGUUACUGAACAAGGAAUGAAAAUUCAAGGUGUUAAUACAGCUUAUUUAUAUUUUGGUAUGUGGAAAUCAAGUUUUGCUUGGCAUACUGAAGAUAUGGAUCUUUAUUCAAUUAAUUAUCUUCAUUUUGGUGCACCAAAACAAUGGUAUAUUAUUCCACCAUCAUAUGGUAAAAAAUUUGAAGAAUUUGCUGCAACUCGCUUUCCUGCAUUAGCACGACGAUGUCCAGCUUUUCUUCGUCAUAAAAUGACAAUUAUAUCGCCAACAAUAUUAACAAAACAAUCUAUUCCAUAUAGUAAAAUGACACAAUAUGAAGGAGAAUUUAUGAUAACAUUUCCUUAUGGUUAUCAUUCGGGUUUUAAUUAUGGUUUUAAUUGUGCUGAAUCAACAAAUUUUGCUUUAGAACGUUGGAUUGAAUAUGGAAAACAUUCAAUUAGAUGUACUUGUAGAGGUGAUAUGGUUACAAUUAGUAUGGAUACAUUUGUUUAUAAAUAUCAACCAGAACUUUAUGAAGAUUGGUGUCGAGGUAUUAAUUUAACACCACAUCCCGAAGAUAAACAAUUGUGUAAAAUAAACAAAGAAGAUUUAUUAGCAAAAAAAUGUUUAUUAAUUAAUAAUAAUACUAAUAAUUCGAAUAAAACUUGUAUUGAAUCAUUAACAACUAUUGAACAAUUACAACAACAUUAUCAUCAUAAACGUAUAUCUGAUGAACGAUAUGUUUGUAUAUUUCGAAAUUUAGCAAAAUUUGAUAAACAAAAACAAUUAUCAAUAAAUCAAUAUUCAAUUCCACUUAUUCGAGCUGCACUCUAUCGAGCAAAAUUUAAAAUAAAUAAAAAUUCAACGAAAAAUUCAAAAAAAUUAUUAUGUUUAACAUCUAAUUUAAUAUCAAAUUAUUCUUAUUCUAUUUUAUCUAGUUCUUAUUUAAUAUUUUUUAAUGGUCUUAAACAAGCAGGUAAAUAUCGUGAAUAUAUUCUUAAUGGUCUUUGGAAUUAUCAAUUAUUAAAUAUUAAUUUUGAACAAUUAUUUAAUCAAUGGUUAUCUAAUCAAUCAUCAAAUUGUUCAAUUUGUUAUUUUAUUGAUAAAAAUAAUUUAAAUAAAUUAUCAUCAAUUCGUUCUUUAUUAAAAUCUGAAGUAUAUUAUAAUACAUUAAAUAAUUCAAAUGAAUUACUUCAAUGUUCAAUAUGUCAUAUUUGUGUACAUCAAGAUUGUUAUGAAUGUAUAUGUCUUGCAUUAAAUGUAGAUAUUAAUAAUGAAUAUGAUCAAUGGUUAUGUCAACGUUGUACUUUAAAAAAUAAAAUUUCAAAUACAAUUGAUGAUCGUUGUUCAGCUUGUUUACUUCGUGGUGGUCUUCUUCUUUAUCCUCGUUUAUCAUCAUCAUUUAUUCAUGCUAUCUGUUCAAUAUAUCAAGUUUAUCAAAUUUCAUCUCAAAUAAAUUCAUGUUAUUAUUGUUGGUCAUUUUGUCCAUUAAAUUAUCGACGUAUAUCAACACAUAUUUAUGCUUCUUGUAAUUCUAAUCAAUGUACAAAUACAUUUCAUAUAACAUGUGGUCUUAUUAAUGGAUGUACAUUUCAAAUUGAUCAAGAUCAUUUAAUUAUUGAUGCUCGUUGUCAUUUACAUGCAAUAAAUUCUAUAUUAAAUUCAUCGAUAUCGAUAAUGACUAGUGGAUCAUCAACAAUUGAUGAUAAAAUAAUAGAAAUUAGUAGUGAUAAUCUAAUAGAUGGCAAACAACAACAACAACAACAAGAAGAAAAUCGAGAUGAUGAUAAUAAUAAUAAUCAUAAUAUAGUUGAAGAAAAAAAACGUAUACCUAUAGGAACUCGAGUAUUAAUUAAUGAUACAAAAGGACAAAAACUUGGUCAAAUUAUUGGUAAUGAAUUAAGUUAUCACUAUUCAGUUGAUUUUGGUGAUGAUACUUAUAGUCAUGAUAUGCUUGCUGAAGAUAUACUUGAUUCUGAUCCAUCAAAAUUAAUUAUUGGUUCAACUGUACGUAUAAAAUGGACUGAUGGUACAAUUUAUACAUGUAAAUAUCUUGGACGUCAACGAGUACUUUUAUAUCAUAUAAAAAUUAAUAAUGAAAUUCGACAAUUACAACGAAAUGAAUUUUCACUUGAUAUUCAAUUACCAACACCACCAGUAACACCUUCAACAAAUGAAUAUGAAUUUGAUUCUAAUCGACGAUCAUUAUUUAUAACAUCAACAAAACGACAAAAUCAACAACAAAAACAACCAAUUAAACGAAAACGACGACGUCUUCUUUUAUCAUCUUCAUCAUCAUCUGAUGAAUCUUAG